This is a messenger RNA of Aspergillus alliaceus, 2050 nucleotides long. It is a transcript of the gene gpi16, whose product is annotated as GPI-anchor transamidase subunit GPI16. Bases 218 to 1993 code for a protein of 591 amino acids. Gene Ontology annotation, biological process: attachment of GPI anchor to protein. The transcript is spliced from 3 exons. Gene Ontology annotation, cellular component: GPI-anchor transamidase complex. The record is from RefSeq and is a predicted model, not a curated record. Lineage: Eukaryota; Fungi; Ascomycota; Eurotiomycetes; Eurotiales; Aspergillaceae.
AAACUACUAAAGAACUACUAGGCAUUGCAAUUAAUUUCGAUUUAAUAACGGCUUCCUCCGAUUGCAAGGUCCGGUCCAAGCUAUUACCUUCCCCAAGCGCUAUCCUAUGCCACCGUCGGUUCGGGGAUCUUACUACCACCCGUGCAUGGCUUGAUCUCGGAGAUAUCAAUUACAUUACAACAGUGCUUGAAAACUUUUCGCUGGCAAGCAUGACGGAAUGAUUGUCCUUUCUUUACUUUCACUAUCUCUCCUUGUGGCGUUGUCCUCGCUCACCUCCGCGGCAUCGGACUACCAUGAGAGCCUCGUCUUACAGCCACUGCCGCAGUCGUCCUUGUUGGCAUCCUUCAAUUUCCGAAGCAAUGCUUCGCAGGAAUCCUUUGAUGGGCGGAAUUAUCGCCACUUUCCCCGUGCGCUAGGUCAAAUAUUGCAACAUGCUCACACGAAAGAGUUACACCUACGAUUCACCACGGGAAGAUGGGAUGCUCAAAGCUGGGGUUCGCGUCCCUGGAAUGGAGUGAAGGAAGGAAACACGGGCGUUGAACUGUGGGCAUGGAUUGAUGCAGCAGAUGAUCAAGAGGCGUUCGCGAGAUGGAUUACUCUGACCCAAUCUCUGUCCGGUCUGUUCUGCGCAUCGCUCAACUUCAUCGACUCGACUCGGACUACUCGACCUGUUGCAUCAUUCGCCCCCACCGGAGAUCAUUCACCCUCGAGUAACUUACAUCUCCUGCAUGGAACGCUUCCGGGUGAAGUUGUCUGUACGGAGAAUCUAACGCCUUUUUUGAAACUACUACCAUGCAAGGGCAAGGCCGGUGUUGCCAGUCUGCUUGAUGGACACAAAUUGUUUGAUGCAUCUUGGCAAAGCAUGUCGGUCGAUAUACGUCCUAUCUGCUCUCAGUCGGAUGAUUGUCUCAUCCAAAUCGACCAAACUGUGGACAUUGUGCUUGAUCUUGAAAGGUCGAAACGCCCUCGAGACAAUCCAAUUCCACGACCGGUUAAUAAUGAUCAGCUUGUCUGCGAUACAUCUAAGCCAUAUCACUCAGACGAUACCUGUUAUCCUUUGGACAAAACUUCCGAAGGAGGUUGGAGCCUGAGCGAAAUCUUUGGGCGGACUGUCAGCGGCGUUUGCCCCUUGGGUGAUAGCCAAAGCUCUGAAGAAACUGUUUGCUUGCGUGUACCACACGAACGAGGAGUGGCUGUCUCUGAAGGCGCGGUCGAGAUCAGGAAGCCGGACGGCUUCGCUCGCUGUUACACACUACAGCCCUCCAGUGCAUUCGACCUGGUCGUGCCUGAGCAAGAAGCCACAGCCCAUGUUCCUCUAGCCGAACCUGUGUUAAGCGCAGAGCGAACAAUUGUUGGUCAUGGCGUGGAACGAGGCGGCAUGCGGAUCAUCUUUGAUAAUCCAUCCGCUACAGACACGGUCGAUUUCAUCUAUUUUGAAACACUCCCUUGGUUCUUGCGGCCGUUUAUACAUACGCUACAAGCGACAAUCACUGGACGUGAUGGGGUUCGCCGACAAGCCCCCACUUCGCAGCUCAUCAAGGAGACUUUCUACCGGCCAGCGAUCGACAGAGAACGCGGUACACAAUUCGAACUAGCUCUCUCAGUUCCUGCUGCUUCUAGCGUGACGCUUACAUAUGACUUCGAGAAGGCAAUUUUACGGUACACCGAGUACCCACCGGACGCGAAUCGUGGCUUCAACGUUGCCCCAGCGGUGAUCAAGCUGGGUGGGCCUAAGAACCCAACCUACAUGCGCACGACUAGUCUUCUCUUGCCGCUCCCAACCCCGGAUUUCAGCAUGCCGUACAAUGUGAUCAUCCUUACCAGUACGGUCAUUGCUCUGGCAUUUGGAAGCAUCUUCAACCUCUUGGUCCGUCGCUUCGUCUCUGCAGAAGAGGCAGCCGCAGCCAAUUCACAGACAUUAAAGGGCCGGCUAGCCGGUAAAGUAGUAGCUCUACGAGAUAGGAUAAAGGGGAAGAGCUCCAAGGUUGAAUAGUAGCCUUAUCAUCACGUGGAGGGAAUCAAUAAUGCACAUAUGUUAUGUCUUUUGCAA